Ictalurus punctatus (channel catfish) is the source of this 1852-nucleotide messenger RNA. Its product is annotated as protein lifeguard 3. Lineage: Eukaryota; Metazoa; Chordata; Actinopteri; Siluriformes; Ictaluridae. Bases 580 to 1494 code for a protein of 304 amino acids. The record is from RefSeq and is a predicted model, not a curated record. Gene Ontology annotation, cellular component: endoplasmic reticulum; membrane; Golgi apparatus. The transcript is spliced from 12 exons. Gene Ontology annotation, biological process: negative regulation of apoptotic signaling pathway.
GCUGGUUCUUUGCCUUGCUUUGCAGAACUGCUUUAUCUUAGUGUGUUCAAUCCUUUUUUUUUUUUUUUUUUUACUGUUUCAUUCCACUUCAUUACACAUAACUUUAUUUAUGGACUAUAAUAUUGUGAAUUAUUUAUAUUUCCGGAUUUCUUGAGUGAAUACUGAUGUCUGGUGAAAAUUUCAUGUGAAUAAACUCAUUGGAAAUAUAUUUACUGAAAAAAAAUGUUCAUGCGUUCAAUACUUAUUUCCCUCACUGUAGUUGAUUAGUUAGUUAGACAGGUAGUUAGUUUGUCAGUUAGUUAGUCUGACAGACAGGUAAUUAGUUUGUCAGUUCGUUAGUUAGUCAGACAGGUAGUUAGUUUGUCAGUUAGUUAGUUAGUUAGACAGACAGACAGGUAGUUAGUUUGUCAGUUAGUCAGACAGACAGGUAGAGAGGCUGUAACCUCUGUUGUAGCCGUUGUUUCCGAGAUGCACAUGCGCAGAACGGUGUAACGAGUCCGCGCGCCUCAGCUGCGCGAGCUGUAUCCCAGUCAGUAGAGAGCCGAGAGAUCUCCUCAGUGAAGCAUCAUUAUCAUCACCAUGUUUAAGUCUGAUGUCCCUCCGACUUAUGAAGAGUCCCGACAUCAUCAACAACAGCAUUACGGCGCUCAGCCACAGGGGGGGAAUUAUCCUUUCACACCCUACACCUUUCCCACUCCAGUGUGGCAUGGAGCAGGAGCACCACCACCGGGAAUACCACCUGUUGUUCCCACCUACAUGUCCUCAGGAACACCUCCGUCCAACCCAGGCAACAUGGAGGCCUAUGACCAAAGUGCAUUGUGGGAAAAUAAAAGUAUCCGACACGCAUUCAUCAGAAAGGUUUAUCUUAUUUUGGCGGCCCAGCUGUUAUUCACAGCCACGAUCGUAGCCGUGUUCACGUUUGUUGAUCCAGUGCGUCUGUUCGUCAUCCAGUAUCCUGUGAUUUACUGGGUGUCGCUCGGUGUUUUUUUCGUCACUUACCUCGUGCUGGUGUGCUGCGAAAAAGCGAGGAGACGGUUCCCUCUGAAUUUGGUCCUUCUGUUCAUAUUCACUCUCGCCAUGUCCUACAUGGCAGGAACGAUUUCAAGUUAUUACGAGACGAAGGCCGUGUUCUUGGCUGUGGGAAUAACGGCGCUGGUGUGUAUCGUGGUCACAGUCUUCAGUUUCCAGACCAAAGUGGACUUCACCUCCUGUACCGGUUUGUUCUGUGUUCUGGCCAUCGUGCUUUUUAUCACCGGCAUCAUCACAACCAUCGUUCUCUCCUUUCAUUAUAUUCCGUGGCUGCACAUGCUGUACGCUGCUCUCGGGGCCAUCGUUUACACCCUGUUCCUGGCCUACGACACUCAGCUGCUGUUAGGGAACCGAGCUCACAGCCUGAGUCCGGAGGAGUACGUGUUCGGAGCUCUGUCCCUCUACACCGACAUCAUCCAGAUCUUCCUCUUCCUUCUGCAGAUCACCGGGAGCAGCACAGACUGAAACACACACACACACACACACACACACACCCAUCUCUCUUUGUGCGUGUGUAUCAGUUGUAUUCAUUCACACACGGUCUGUGUCCUUCUGACUCUCACACUGCAGUAAAACACACCACAGGUCAUAAAUUAAUACAUUUGCAUUGACUCCGCAAAUGAUUUCAUUCUUUUUGGUUGAAAUGUCACAAACUACACGUGAUCCUCAGAACCUGUUAUUAAAUUUUUCUAAGCUGUUAUUAAUGUUUUUACACACACACACCUUUACUAAGGCAGAGUGUUAAUGUUCUGUGUUAAUGUUUUUCACUUCAGACAGUUUCUAUUUUCAUAAUAUAAAAAUAAAACCGAUGUAUAAAAGCGAA